This is a messenger RNA of Saccharomycodes ludwigii, 1164 nucleotides long. It is a transcript of the gene REX3, whose product is annotated as RNA exonuclease. Gene Ontology annotation, cellular component: nucleus. Bases 1 to 1164 code for a protein of 387 amino acids. The transcript has a single exon. Lineage: Eukaryota; Fungi; Ascomycota; Saccharomycetes; Saccharomycodales; Saccharomycodaceae. The record is from RefSeq and is a predicted model, not a curated record. Gene Ontology annotation, molecular function: exonuclease activity; nucleic acid binding.
AUGGAUAUUAAGUUAAGGCCUAUAGAUUUAAAAAACAAUAUUUGUCCAUUCCAAGACAGAUAUAAAUAUUUACAAAAAAUAUUCACAUCAUUAAAGAAAUAUUAUCCUCGCGAAAAUAUUCAUUCCAAACUAUCUGAAAAAUGUAAAUCCAUGGAGGUCAAUAUUGCCAAAAAAGCUAGAACAAAACAAAGUUAUAAUUUUCAAAUAAGUGUGUUACUUCGUGAUAUUAUUAAGUACAAAGGUGAUUUCAAAAAAAUACUAUCCAGUUCCUCGGUACCAACAUCAGCUAAUUCUGCUGUUAAUAAAAAAACUAUUUUGCAACAGUUAGAAACAAUGCUACUCAGUGAAGAUAUUCUCAAGCAAAACAAUUAUAUAAUGGAGGUUCCUAAUUUCUCCUUAGAAAGUCAAGCUGAUGAAAAUAAGGUUUAUGUUUCAUGUCGACGUUGUGAUACAAAAUUUAAAAGGGACCAAAUCAUGAAACCAACAAAGUGUCUAUACCAUUCCUUAAGAAAAGUUAGGAACAAAGACAAGAAAACAAUAAGUUUCCCAUGCUGUGGGGGUGAUGAAAAUAGUGUUGGAUGCACAGAAAGCAAAUUCCAUGUUUUCCAAGGCAUCACGGUUGAGGAAAUGAGUUUUAUCUCAGAGUUUAAAACUACGGAUGAUAUAGACGGCGAUGAAAACGUUUUAGCAUUAGACUGUGAGAUGGGAUACACCUCUAAAGGCUAUGAAAUGAUAAGGCUAACCAUCGUUGAGUUUUUCACCAAAAAAAUUGUUUAUGACAAAAUUGUACAAACCGUGGGGGAAGUUAUAGAUCUAAACUCUAAAUUUAGUGGAGUUCAUCAAAUUGAUUGUACAACGGCUCCUACAUUUGAAUUGGCACGAAAGGAAUUUUUAAAUAAAAAAUUAAUCAACAAAAAUAGUAUAUUAAUUGGGCAUGGUCUAGAAAAUGAUGUAAAUGUGAUGAGGAUAGUCCAUCGUAGGAUUAUUGACACUGCUAUUUUGUAUUCCAGUAACAAUAAGUUUAAAAUUAGUUUAAAAGAAUUAGCAUUUCAGCACCUAAGUAGGAGAAUUCAAACCGGUGAACACGAUAGCAGCGAGGAUGCUAUUGCAACAAUGGAUAUUAUAAAGAAAAAAAUAAACAUGCCGUAUGGAAAAGAAGAGUAA